UCUUGUCGCUUCCAAAUAUUGUGUUAAGCGUCAGAUGGCAGGCUGUGAUGCAGGCGAAAAGGCAAUUAUCCAUGGCAUGUACGAAAAGCUGGUUGGUCGUAUGGGUCACAUGUGUCCCGAGAUACACUGUGAACGAUGUGGAGCUCUCCAGUGCAUUGAGGAUUUGAGUAAUAUGCUUAAAGCAGGAAAGAAAGAAAUGUGCAAUAUGAUUGAGACGACAAAGCGAUGUGUAAAGAAGAACGCUAAGUAUUGUUCUGGAGAUGAGCAGAAGAAAAUCUAUGCCAAGCUGGAUUAUAUUGUUAUGAUGACCGCCUCUCACUGUGACAGGGUAGCCAUGCACUGUAUCACAGCAUUUAAGUCAGUCUCCAUGGAAAUCCUCAAACAUAACCAGCCUGGCAGAUCAUCUGACAGCAGCACUAGUGGGAGCCAAUCAAAUAGUGCCAGUCACAGUGGCGGAUCUAGUGAUAGUUCAGACAGCCAGUUCAAGGAUGGCAUUGACAGUGGUGAAAGUGGAAGCCAGUCUCAAAGUUCUAGAAGGAAAAGAAGUACGGAAAAUUCUGGAUCAAAUUCUGUGGCCAACUCUGGGUCUAACUCGGGGUCUAACUCGGGGUCUAACUCUGGGUCUAACUCCGGGUCUAACUCCGGGUCUAACUCCGGGUCUAAUUUGGGAUCAAACUCGGGGUCUAACUCGGGAUCAAACUCUGCUUCAAGUCAUCAGGGUUCAGCUGAAGUUGAAGACAAAAUUAUUUGUGAAGAUCAACUUGACAGUGAUUAUAUGUUGGAUGUAGCCUGGGCUUUUGAUCUAGACAGAUGUUACAUGGAGGACACUGAGUCCGAGAGUGGAAGUAAGUCUAGAUCUGAGAUGAGUUGUGGAGGACCAUACACAUCCGGGAGUCAAGAGUCACAAAGCGGAAGUGCAUCAUCGACAGCAAGUGGAUCUGGGAGUCAAGAGUCACAAAGUGGAAGUGCACCAUCGACAGCAAGUGGAUCUGGGAGUCAAGAGUCACAAAGUGGAAGUGCACCAUCGACAGCAAGUGGAUCUGGGAGUCAAGAGUCACAAAGUGGAAGUGCACCAUCGACAGCAAGUGGAUCUGGGAGUCAAGAGUCACAAAGUGGAAGUGCACCAUCGACAGCAAGUGGAUCUGGGAGUCAAGAGUCACAAAGUGGAAGUGCACCAUCGACAGCAAGUGGAUCUGGGAGUCAAGAGUCACAAAGUGGAAGUGCACCAUCGACAGCAAGUGGAUCUGGGAGUCAAGAGUCGCAAAGUGGAAGUGCAGAGUCUUCCCAGAAUUCAGGAGGCAGUGGGGAAGCUAAGACCUGUAUGAACCAUUUAGCUUGGAUGUGUAGAAAGGCUCGUCUGAGCUGGAAUUGUGUCCAGGAAGCCAUGCUUAUCCUGCCAGAAGAUAGGCAGCAGAUAUUGAGGCAUGCAUUGGCAGGGGUGUGGGCAUCUGUCCAGUACAGGUGUGCAGCGUCAAAAUUGCAGUGCUUUAGCUGUCAUAAGGAAGAUUCCAACGAAGCAUGCAAUGCCAGGGCUGUAGAUACGUGUGCUGCUAAUAAACAGGCUUGUGAAACAGUUGUGGACUUGGGGGCAAAUGUUGUCACGAAAGGAUGUGUCAACCCCAGCUCAUGCAAGACCCAAUGCACAGGGAAUGGCAAGAAGUGCUCCUACUGUUGUCAUGACAACAUGUGCAAUCAACCAUGGGGCAGUGUCAUCACUGAAUCUCAGACCUGUGUUGGUAUGUCUGCUGUGACAUGUGCAUUCUCAUUGGUCAAAUCUGUGGCACACAUGAAAGAAUUGUCUUGCAGUGAAGUUGAGGCCAGUCUGGAGUGUAUGAAGAAGAACACAAUCACAUGUGUUUCCAGCCAGUAUCUGUCUAUCAGAGAACAGAUCACUCACCUAGAAUCCAGCGCACUACUGACAAAGUGUCGUCUACGUCAACUUCACUGCCACUGUGGACUGUGUGGAAGCAUGGCUCUCGGUAUCACCAUACAGAACUAUUUCCGUACAGAUGAAACCGUGUGUCGACACCUGGAGGAUACGAUACAUGGUACAUCUCUGGCUACGAUGGAACAGACUUGCUCCCCGGCCGAUUUCAAAGCCUCUUUCCUGUCUCUGAGGCUUGCCUGGUCUGUCAUUGGAGACACAUGCAGAUUGGUGCCAAGAAUUAAUGGAACAAGUGCUGAAUCUCCCAGCUCUGGGGAGACCACAUCUAGAGAGAACACGACCAGUCAUGAAUCAGGGGAGACAAUCUGUAAUACCAAGGCUGCUUUUGAAUGUAUUGACAGUGAUAUGGCCAGGAAAGAAGUUAUAAUGACAAUGAUGUAUGGAUUUGAACAGAUCUGCAGUUGGAAGGAUAUGUGGAUGCAGUGUGUUGAGGACAAUGUGAAGGGCUGCUCUGGGGACAAGCAUACUGAAGUAUGGGACCGAGUAAUGUACGAAACAUCCUGGGUCAGAGGUCAUUGCCAGCGUAUUGCCAUGGAUACCAGUGACAAGUGUGAUAUUUAUGAAGCUAUGGAGUGUGUUUCAAAUUUAGGGAAUAUGUCUACCAUAGCCAUGAUGUGCCAAAACAGAAAUUUAACAAUCAGUUGUGUCGAGGAAAACACUGCAUCCUGUUUAUCUAUACAAAAAGCACCGAUUCACUAUCUGAUGGGAGAACUGAGAUUUGCCAUGGAGAGUGUAUGUGACACCGACAUGGACGACAACCGUAACAGAGACAUAUACCACGAUCUUGCUGACUGUGUGGUUGGAUUUGGUCACAGGAUUCAUCGGUCACUGAAAGUGAUAGGUUCUAAUGCCACCACUAUGGUCUGUGAGGCAGUAAGCCACCUUCAGACUUGUCUGUUUGAUGGAAAGUUACCUCCCCUUGCCAAGCUCUACACCAAGUCUAUGGCCAAAAUGACAACAUCCUUCAUGAAGCACAUCUGCUUGAUGGAUGAUAUGGAAAGACCACUGUAUUGUCACAUCUGUGAUAAACGUGGAGAAAUAGACUGUCAAACUAGUACCAAGCUGGCCAUCUGUGACCCUGUAACUGAGAGAUGUGGCUCGAUGUCACAAACAAUGGAAGAUGGUUCUGUGGUUUACAGUAAAGGAUGUGUGUCCAAGGACAAAUGUGAAGCAACCUGUCUAACAUCUACCAACUGUUCAUACUGCUGUCAGACUGACUUUUGUAAUGCAGGAGCUAUUCCUGAUGUUACCAUAACAACCAAAACUCCAAAUGUUGUCACAGAGCAAGCAGCUUGUGGUUACAGUGUGGCCGACAUUGUCAUAUUGUUGGACGAGUCUAGCAGUAUUGGCCAGAGUAACUUCUUCAUCAUGGCCGAGUUUGUCAAUAACAUUAUCACACAACUAAACAUUGGAGAAGAAUCCAUACACCUUGGUCUUGCGACAUUUGCCAGUCAGGGACAUGCCGGAUUUUCUCUCGAUACAUAUUAUGAACACAAGAGUAUGACAGAUUUUGUGACACAGCUAGCUAGCCAAUAUGGCGACAAGUCAGGCACAAAUGUAGCUAGUGGGUUACAGCUUGUGCAGUCACAGAUAUUUGGUGGAAGUGGGAAUCGUCCAGAUGUUCCGGAUGUCAUCAUUCUGCUGACCGAUGGAGAAUUUCAAUCUGGUUAUGAGGGUACUGUUGCUGCCAUCAAACAAGCCAAUAUCAGUGUCCUUGUGGUAGGUAUAGGAGAUGGCGUGGUACAGUCACAGCUCUCUGAUGUUGCCUCGGCCUCCAAAUACAUCUUCACCGUGGACAAUUUUGACGUCUUGGAUGCCAUUGCCGGAGACUUUGUACAAAGUAUUCCAUGUCCUCCAGAGCCCCCAAGUUGUACACUACAUGAGGCAGCGACUUGUGUGAGUGGCCCUCUUGUUCGUCUUUUGGUCACACCAUUUACACCUCUACAAUACCGACACACCUUGUGCAGUGACCUUGAAAUGGUUGAGGGAUGUUUGUCCACCUCUCUCAUAAACUGUCCUUCCUCCAACACCAACACCAUGUACAAAAUGGCUGCCUGGAUGAAGAGUACAUCGAGUCCUAUGUGCCUUGAAUGGAAACCACUACCAGAUCCUGUGUGUGAUGCUGCUGCUGUAGAAAUAUGUCUCCUCCCGCUAAUGGACAUGUUGUCUUACAAAGUGCUUCCAUCAGAAGUGUGUCCAAAACUGGAUGCAACCUUGACAUGUCUCACCAAGGUCAUGAAAGAGAAUUGCUCUCGAGAUGUUGUGUUGUCUGUAAGUCAGACCCUCCAUAUUGUCAGAGGCAUUGUGGGAGAUGCCUGUUCAACAGACCUGAGUGAGAUUUUGUGUGCUUUGGCUAACCCUGUCAUCCUUAGACAAAGCUGUGAUACCAACAAAGUAGACACUUGUGUAGAAAAUUUCAGUGAUUUUGCAGAUGGUUACUCUAUAUUUAAUACUGAAGAAGAAGCAUGCAAGGAGUAUAACACUGUACAGGAAUGUUUAGAAGACAACAGUGCUCUCUGUGAUCCAAGCAUUAGAACAACAGCCGAAGCAAUAAUCAUGACCAAAUUUUCAACAUUAGGUGUAAACUGUGAGCCAGUUACUAGAAUUUGUCCCUUACCUGGACAAUGCUCCAUUACAAAAGCCUUUGAAGGUGCUGUAAAGGAAUUGAGACAGUCACCUACUUGUGCAUCUGGUAAUAAACUAAUGAGUAAUAUUUCCAAGGAGAUUUAUGAUUGCAACUCCAUCCAGAGAUAUUCUGCUAAAACACACUUCCUGUCACUGCUGUCCGGAUGUCCUCCGAUAUCGCUGUUGAUUCCAGCAGCAGACGACAUAUUUGUACCCCUCACAGUGUGUAUACAGGGAAUUCAACACUGCUGUAAGCCAGGCCUUGACGAACUACAAUUUGGGAAUCGGAGCUCUAUGUCCGGCUGUUCGAGGAAUUUCUACAUGCUUCCAAACGUUCUACGACACUUUAGAAGACAUACCAGCUAAAUUUUUGUCUACAAGUCUCCUUAACAACACUCACCAAGUUGUGAAAGAAUUAAUUGAUACAUAUUGUUUCGAUGAAAUUAUCAUCUGUGAGGACGAAACGCACACCUUUGUAUGCCCUGCUGGAGAAAUUGUUGUCAUCCAGGAGGCGUUUUAUGGUAGAGAUGAUGAACACAUAUGUUUGAAUCGA
Pecten maximus is the source of this 5123-nucleotide messenger RNA. RefSeq lists its product as uncharacterized. The record is from RefSeq and is a predicted model, not a curated record. NCBI's taxonomy places the organism in Eukaryota, Metazoa, Mollusca, Bivalvia, Pectinida, Pectinidae. Bases 35 to 4936 code for a protein of 1633 amino acids. The transcript is spliced from 19 exons.